Messenger RNA from Phasianus colchicus (ring-necked pheasant), 8646 nucleotides. RefSeq names its product collagen like tail subunit of asymmetric acetylcholinesterase (gene COLQ). Gene Ontology annotation, molecular function: extracellular matrix structural constituent conferring tensile strength. The record is from RefSeq and is a predicted model, not a curated record. Gene Ontology annotation, biological process: extracellular matrix organization. Lineage: Eukaryota; Metazoa; Chordata; Aves; Galliformes; Phasianidae.
GAGAGUGGUGCAUCAUGUUUUUCAAGUCAUCAGGCUUCUUGGCAGGCUGGAUGGUAAAUGACUUGAAGUAGGAGUCACGAGAGCCAAUUAUUGCCAGACACUUCUGUUCUCUGCCUCCAGCAGCAGGGCUAGCACAGGCAGAGACUUCUACUUUCUGAAUAGAAGAGAGAAACAGUGAAGAGUUGAAUGAAAAAAGAUGAAAAAAAUUACUCUGAAAACUAUUUCCAUCUCUUCUGGAUUCUUCAUGUGUGAUGAGUGCAUCACAUCUAAGGAGCAUUGGGUAUUGUACAUGUCCUGCACAGUAGUCUGCUCCUGAGCAGUAGGUAGACCGUGAGACACUGAAUGUGCAAUAUAGGCACCAAAUAACCACCUUGUACCUAAACAUCUUAUGGAGUCAUCAGGCUUUCCAUAGGUUUGAUUGACACAUUCAGCAACUUCAUGGGAUUCUUGACUGCGUAUUUUUUUUUACAGCACAUGCUUGCAUUGUAGCUGUGUCUUUCUUCAUCUAUGCCACAUUAAGUAUGCACACGUUUCUGCCUCAGACAGCCUUGCUAUUGUACAGAAUUGUAUACAAUUUCACAGCAAAUGCUGAAUGACUUUCAGCUGGAAAAACAAGGUCUAAGAGGCAGAUGAAACAAACAGAAAAGGGGAAGAGGAGUCAUGUUAUAAAAGUCAGCAGCUGAAUUAUUGUUUGAAAAUUGUCUUUUGCUGUGCCUUCUGGGAUUACAAGGGCACAGUGGGGUUCUUCUCAUAGCUUUGAUGGAAAACACUUGGCAUUAUCCCUUAAUGUUUAAUCAUAACUCUUUAAUGCUGUAGGAAGUUGCUAGGCAUCAAUGUGCUGCCCAUUGGAUGCACUCAUGCAGUGGCUCACCUCAAGACUGGGUGCUGGUUCACCCUCAUGUCUGCACAGGGCCCUGGUACCUGGCUGGGUGGGUGGCACAGGGGAGCUGAGAAGUCAGCAUGGUGAGUUUUCUCCAUUGCAUUUUGUGGGUCUGUUUCUGUACAGGCUUCCAUAUUAAAUCUAAGUUCAUCGGCAAGAACGUGAUAAAUGUUAGCUACGCUGUCCAAGUACUAAAUCCAAACAUUAGGCAUAAACCAUGCAGGUGUGUGAACUUGAGCAGAUAUUUUUAUUGUGAGAAACUAUUGUUGCUAAAUAACUAACAAGUUUUACAAGGAAAAUAUAAUCAUAAACAAUCUUUUCCAUCUCCCACGCUAAUUGAAUGAGCAGAAUUCCUCUGUUCUACUUUGCAGACAUCAUGUCAUUGAAUUAUUGGAUUAAGACUGGGUUGCUGUUUUACCUUUGCCCCACUCAGCAGAAGAGUGUUGAGUCUUUUGAACUGGAAAGCCGUGAUUUAUCUUUUUCCCUUUCAAUAGAACUGUGCUCAUUCAGAACCUUGAGUUUAAUGAUAUUUUGUCUGAACUCCUGCAUUUUCUUUAUUGAUAAAGAAUCUGCCAAUAGAAAGUGAAUAGAUCUGAGAAACAGCCUUCUUUUUAACAAGUAUUCAUUAAUUCUUGCACAGAAGAGAGAGGUUCGUAAAUUCUAUUUACAUGGUAGAUCAGCAGGAUCUUUCAUCCGCUUCUAAGGGCUCAUCUCUGGGCUGAAAAGAUCAAGCAACAACAGGUAAAGUGGUCAGGCUUUAAAUGUGAAUAUAUAUGUAAAUGCUAGUUGGCUUUUGACAUUUUAUUAGCUGUUAUGGCAUCUACUCAAAAUAGGACUUUUUAAACUGCAGUUGAUUCCAUGUAAUAACACUAUGGCAUUCCAUUUCUUUGGAUAUCAGAUUGGAGAUGAUUUUGGUUUCUGGGAUUCUCGCAGUUGAAAGAUUUUUAAGCCAAGUUUUCCAAACAUUGUUCUUACUUUAGGCCAUGGUGGUAUCUCAUAAGACUUGAAAAGCACAUGGUGUCUGUACUGUCCUGUGUUUGUUUCUUAAGCUAACAGCAUCUGAAAUAGAAGUUCUACUGAAAACAUAGUGUUCUAUUUGAUGAGCACUCUUGGCAUUAAAGCAACAGUUCUGGUAAGACACAAGUACAAAUCAUGUAGUACACGCUCCUCUUGUUCCUAGCAACUGAAUAAUCUCAUGAAAAAGAAAAAGACUCUUUUUAUUCAAAAAAAAUUAUAGAAUCUUCAGCAUUAAAUCACGUUAAUCACGUUAAUGUGGAUCUUCCCUUCAGUGUUAAUAGCAGUUGCAGUGAAUAUAGAAGAAAGAUAAAAACAUUAUUAAUACUAUAUGCAUGAUAGAGACAAGGACUUCUGUUCUCAGAGCAGCAGCCUUCGCUAUGUCAUGCAGCUCCCUCUGAAGGGAGCAGAAGCUUUCCAUUGACUUUAUGAACACAUGGGAAUGACUGGAGGCAUGAACUGCUUGGCUGAGCAGGUUCACAGAGCAUAGAUAGCUCAGGGGCUGAAAAACGUACUUCUGUCAAGCUUCUCACACUGUGUAAGACACAUUGCUGUGUGGUAGCACUUCUCCUUGGGAUCGUCUCUGUCACAUGAGCCGAUGCCCCAGAGACCAGGAAGCAGCCCUCUGUGUGUGUGUCCUUUGUCAUCUACUGUGGCUUGCCAGUUAUCACAAAGUCCUAUCAGAAAGCAUACAGCUGCUCUCUGCUUUAUUUCUAAUAGACUUCAUUCUUCUCCCACUGAAACUCUCAGCAGCUUUGCCAGCAAUUUCAGCUGGUAAGGCUGGUGUCUUAAAACCAAAACAAACACCUGCCCCUGAUGAUUGCAACAAGGGCUCUCCUUUCUGAUGACCUCAUGGUAGUUCCCCUAAAAACUAUGGUGAACUACAGCUACAUCACGACAAAGAGAUCUCUUCAAAUCUAAAUCUGAACAUCUCCUUUCAGGCUUUCUUUUGGAAAAUCUAAAUCUGAACAUCUCCUUUCAGGCUUUCUUUUGGAAGAUGGAGUGUUUGCCUCAGGUGUGUGCCUACAGAAGGAAAUUGACCGAGGCAUUGACCGAGUUGGUUCGAGUAAAGCAGGCUCAGGCUUUAGAGUGGUGGAGAUGUUAAGUCAAAAAAAGAGAAGAAAGCUGACAAAACAUCUAUUUUCAAUCAGGUUUCUUUACUGAAGAACAGAUGGACCAAACAUUUCUAUUAAAAAAUGACUGCAAAGUUGACUUCUUUUGGAGCUCAGCCCUGGUUUUCUGUAUUGCUUCUGGUCAUUUCAGGAAAGCACUCAUCCUUGUGAGUGCAAGAUAUUUUCCUGGUCCCUACCUUAUUUUGUGUCACAAAGGUGAAUGUAAUUUGUGAUGGAAAUCCUUGCACUAUUCUUUAUGUAAGAUGUCAUUGCGUAUUUUUUUUUAUCUGAUCAUGCAUUUCCAUUCUAGUUCGGAGACCGAAGUACACAAGCUGAUAACAGGGUGGUGGAAGAAGGGAAAAGUAUGUGUCCUACUGUCUGAUUUUGGUGCUUCAUGGUGGUAUUGGAUUCAUUAAUUUCCUUUUCAAGCAAUGUAUUUUGUACUACAAACUUCUACCAAGUUUUCAGUUUCUACAAGACUGCAAGAGGAUUUCAGAGGGAUUUGAAAUUAGUCACUGCUUUGAAUGAGUGUUGAGCUGGUCAAACAUUUCCAGAGGUGAAUCUUUUGCAUUUCAAGGACUCUUUUCCAUUGUUCAUGCAUCUUCUAGCCUUUUAUUCUCUUAUUCUCAUUGUGGAAGCUUAUUUGCAAAACCUUGCUGGCUGGAGCAAUGCACAGAGGCCCCAGGCUGUCGUGCAGGUGACAAAGGCACGGGUUGCUUUUCCAAAAAUGUGAGUUCUAUUUGCCUCCAGUGUGCUGCCAUUGCUAAAGAGCUGACUAUAGCCAAUCCAUAGUGAUAUUUGUAUAGUUUCUCUCACCUGUUGCAUGCUGUCAGUGCACUCCUUGCAGUUGUACAAUGCAUCACUAGUAGGGAUGCGGCAUCUUCACUUAUAGCACCAAAUACUGAUCUGCUCUGUGGCUGCAGACCCUCAGUGGUAUCGCUCAGCUCUGUGCGCGACUGCAAAGCACUGCCAGCCAUAAACACAUCACAUCACUGUUCGUCUCACUCAUUAAGGCAAUUAGCGACCUGUAGAAGAUGAUCAUUCAGGCAUUUUAGCCCUCCUGACGUCGGUGUCUAGUCAACGGCACCAGCAGAUGCUGUUUAUAGUCCAGCUGAUAAUCUCUCUCUUUCCAGCUCGUUAUUAUUAUCGACCAAAGUGCCUUUUUGCUUCUGUGACCCAAACAGAAUCCCCCCCGCCACCGUUUUAGCAGCUAACAUCCACAAUGGGGGCAACUGAUCCAGCGCGGGAGUUAAAUAUAACCGUGCCUAGUGUAAGGAGAAGAGUGAAUGGGAAAUGGUUGGCAUUCCUUCUUCCUGAAGGCACGGCGAGAGAGGGAGCGGGCGAGAGCCGUGCACACACGCAGCCACACAGCCGCACAGACGCGCGGCCGGCGAGGAAGAGGAAGCGAGCAGGAGGCAGAGCAGAGCCCGCAGCUUGCCGUGCCCGCGGCUGGCAGCAUGUCCACCCUCAGCAUGGCCACCUGGGGACUGUACCUGCAGCUUCUCUCCUGCUGGGCUUUCUCUCAGAGCCCCUACGCUGACAAUGCCUUCUCAGUCUCAGCAGAUCUUCCUUGUUUGGAACAGAAGAAGCAGCCUACCCACAGAGCAUGCUGCUUCCUCAUCCCGCCGCCACCGCCCAUGUUCCCACCACCGCGCUUCAGGCACGACUGGAGCUCUAGGCUGCUUGAUCUGGACAUGAAGGAAUUGUGUCAAGAGCUCCAGACAACACAGGCCUUCUCUCUGCCCGAGUCACAUUGCCCUGCAGGGCCUCCUGGCCCCCAGGGUCCACAAGGAAUUCCUGGUAUAAUGGGACCAAAAGGGGAGAAAGGGGAGAUUGGCAGGCCGGGAAGAAAGGGUAGACCAGGUCCCCCGGGUGUCCCUGGGAUGCCAGGACCAAUAGGAUGGCCUGGACCUGUGGGGCUGAAGGGUGAAAAGGGAGAUUUGGGUGUGAUGGGAUUGCCAGGUACCAGAGGACCAAUGGGCUCCAAGGGUUUUCCAGGAACUAGAGGAGAAAAGGGUUCCAGAGGGGACAGGGGUGACAAAGGAGUCAAAGGAGACCAGGGAGAAAUAGGCUCCCCAGGAAUGCUGGGACAGAAAGGAGAGAUGGGCCCAAAAGGACAAUCUGGAGCACCAGGACACAGAGGACCUAUAGGAAGACCUGGAAAACGAGGCAAACAAGGGCAAAAGGGAGACAUUGGACCUGUGGGUAUCAUGGGCCCACCUGGAAGGCCUGGUCCUUCUGGCCAGCCAGGCCCCCCUGGACCUUCAGGAUUAGGGCAAUUUGCAAUAGGACCAAAAGGGGAAAGAGGACUUCCAGGACCUCCAGGAAGAUGCCACUGCAGACCCCCACAGCACGUGAAUAAUCCACCAUAUGAGGAAUCUGUGUUUGGACACAGGUAUCCAAAAGUCCCUGCGAUUUUUGUGGUGAAUAAUCAAGAAGAAUUGGACCGGUUGCACACUGAAAAUGCCUUAGCAUUUAGAAGAGACCAGAGAUCUUUGUAUUUCAAGGAUACCUUUGGAUGGCUCCCAGUCCAGCUCACCCCUUUCUACCCUGUGGAUUACCGUGUUGAGGUUGGCAGUACGUGUGGAGAUGGGAUUGUUCAGGAUGGGGAAGAGUGUGACGAUGGCAACACGGUUGUGACGGAUGACUGCAUAAGAUGCCGCCGUGCUUACUGUGGAGAUGGCUACAGACACGAAGGAGUGGAAGACUGUGAUGGAAAGGAUUUUGGAUAUCUGACAUGUAAAACAUAUCUCCCUGGGUCUUAUGGAAAACUGCGUUGCACUUCUUACUGCUACAUUGACUCGACACAGUGCCGAUACUUCACAUGAGGGGAGCAGAGAAGGGCAGCAUCCCACACGUCAUGGGGUGCGAGGUGCUAUGCUAUUAUUUAUCCAGGAAGGUCUGGGAUUAAAAAAAAGAAAAAAAGAAAAAGAAAAAAGGAAAAAAGCCAUCUCUGUGAAAACAAACAGACUUCAUGCUUCUGAUGGCUGUUUUGAGAUGUUUAUCUUUUUUCUUUUUUUAAAAAUUAAUUAAGCCAGAUUCUGAAAAAAUAGGACCACUGUAUCCUGUCUUAAUAGAUAAACUCAGUGUUUGCCAGUAAGACUCGUGGGCUGUGUGUGGGGACUUACUCUAUCACAAAUGCGACAAGAAACCAAAUGCCACUAACCAGGAAUACUGUGUAACAAGACAACAUUACCUCGGCUUAGCACUGUUCAGCCUAAAUUAAGUUCUUCAGGGUUUUUGUUUUUCAGCCUUUUCAGCAUAAACACAAAGCUUGUGUUGGACGCAGUGUUUAUAGAGACUUUCUCUUUUAUUACUAUGUGAACUUCUUUCAUGUUGUAUCCAGGGGGGUGUGAUGAUGGCUUCAGCAGCAUUGUGGUUAGCUGCACACCUUUGUGGCUCAGAGGAGCAGGGGCCUUCCAGCAAAUGCUUUAAAGAUCAGCAGAUGAGGCACAGAAAACCCAGGAUAAUGGUUGGCUAUCACACCAUGAAGGCCAUAGGGGACAACCAAACGGUGAUGCAGCCAAGGUGCUCUCGCUCCAAGGAGGACAUCAGGCUGAGAGCAAAGAUGCAGGAUGAGCUGACUUGAUUCUUCACCUUUGCCAAGCCAGCUGCAUUCUGUGUGAGCCCAACAGGACUGCAGAAGUGCUGGGUCAGCAAGGCUGCACACUUGGAACUUCAAUGCAACCAGGCCUGCACUUUGGUCUUGGUGCUGGAAGGCCUUGUUCUUCUCUAAUGAUCUACCCAGACUCCAUCCUUCCAUGAUGGCUGUACCCAUCCUGUGUACCGACUCCUCUGGCCUGCUCUUGUCUCCUGCUGUUGUGUUUGGAGCACCCUGUGAUGUGCCUCCUCACUUUCGCAUCCCCGUAACACCAAUCCUGGCCUAGUGUGCUUGUGGGUGCUCAUUCAUGCUGUAUGAUGUACACAUAUCUCUGUUUUUCAGUAUGUUUGGUCAAUUCUGCUAGCUCUGAUAGGAGUCAGUAAUUAUCUACUUAUUUAUUAGCACGCAUUUAAGAACAGAUUUCAUAUGGGAAGCAUAUUAAAUACUGUAUAUGCAAAAGAGUUCAUAACAGAAGAAAAUGGUACAAAGAUGUGUGGAAUGCAGGACUAAGAGCUCAAACCAAGGUGUGAUUUUCAAACAGGCCACUCUUUGCUGCUUUGCUGUAAAUGCAGUACUUGAAUGGUUGAAGUGUGAGUUGCUUGCCACAAUGGGAGCACCACAGCAGCUGUACUUAUUUGGUUACUUCAUAAAGGUUGAAUAAAGGGUGGAUAUUAUAUUAUGAUGAUAAUGCAUUAAAGCAACCAAGAAUACAUACAAUGUCUACCACUUGUAUAGGAGACUUUAGCUCUGCAUGUCUGAAGCGAUACUGGAAAUCAUCAGUUAAAAGCAAAAUAAAAUUAAUGUAUUUUACGGCUAUUGCUUGCCUGGGCUGCUUGUGCUGUGAAGCUCAACCACCAACGGCUGUAGCCUGUUUCAACAAUUCAAAGCCUUUCUUCUCAUUGCCUUAUUAUUUUUUAUUUAAACAGAGGUCUUAAGAAAAGGUCAAAGAACCGAAGGGGCGAGGAACUUGCCAUAAGCUCUGGAAAUCUGUGCACUAAGAUAGCUGCCUUGUAGCAUCCCACACUGGUGCAAAGGAAUGGGUUUCAGCUGGUGGCAUCCAGCACUAUCUCCAAGGAGUCCAUCUCUACUUGCAGCCCCUGAAGGCUGGAGUCUUUGAGAAAUUUGGAAGUCUCAGUGGCCUUUCACUUUCAGCUUUAAGUCCUGUUGUUUUUAAAAGCUCCUACCUCCAAAGGACAUUGUAAAGCCAAAGUGCACCAAGGGCAGGAAAAGAAAAACAAGUCAUGAUAUCACACAUCAAAUUGUAGUGUGCUGCACAUAGAGAAGUACAGCAUCAGCCUGGUCAGAAAAUGAAGUGUGGAUUUCAAAAGGACUGUAUUAAUACAGCACAAAAAGUUCAAUAUCUUAACAAAAAGAAAUGCAAGUUGUAAGGGAAAAAAAGUAAAAGUCAUGGAACAAGUUUCUUACUACCAUUAUCAUCAUGUGUAAAGCAUCAUAAAAAACAUCUGAGGAGGUGUUAAGUAUUCAUGUUAUAAAAGACUGCAAAUAAACCUUCCUCCUUAAUUCAGAUGUAUCUAUUAUUAAUUGAGAAUUCAUCAGCUGGAUGGUGCCUGGAAUGCUAUGAUUCCCUCCUUCCCUGAGUUUCUUAAUGCAUUAUGCCAAAGUUGAUUGAGGUACUUCAGUUCCUUGGCCUUUUGUAGCAGCAAAUGCCUGUGGGAAAGGUUUCUAAUCAUUAGUGCGCAGCUAUAGAUGAACUCAAAAUUAGUAUGAACUUACAUCAUGCACUGUAUUUAAUGUACACUAAAAAGCCAGCUUGCACUUAUUAUGUGAUUAAAUAUGUGUAAUUAUCUACUGCAUGUAUUAACAGAUCACGUCAAUAAAUCAUCCUACCCUUAGUUCUGGCAUUUUCUUGAUUUUGCUUAUCUGGCUUUCACAACACAGCUUGAACAUGCCUAGCUGUGUGCAAGCUGGGGCUGUGUGUGCUGAGAACUGAAGUCAUCCUGAGCAUGGGGAGCACAAAGCACGUGCUCCUUCAUGGGUAAUGUCCAGUGCAUGUGGGGGGUCAUGAGCCUGGAGAUGGG